GAGGCGUGUACAAUUGUUCUACGGUGUUGUCGUAGCCACAUAGCUCACCGUUUACUUUUUCAUUUAGGUCAAUUCAUUGUACUUAUCUAUACGUUAAAAAUAUUAAAUAAUAGAAUAAAAAUUAUUCAAAGUUGGUUAAGACUUGGAUUUGUAAAUAACAAGUACCCUGCGCAUGGCUAUGAGGUCAAAGGUAGAUAAACAUAGACUGACAUUGUGCAGCCAAUGUUGACUGGGUUGACUUGACUGUCAAUGGUCGAAACUGCCCUUGUCACUCAAUUAUGGCUUAUUUAAUCAGCUAUUUGUCGUUGAGAUCACCAUUUAGUUGUAGAGUUUGUUUAUAUCGCACUCCAAGUUCCAGAAGAAUUGGUGUUUUCUCUGUAAAAGUUCACCCUCUCUGCUCCACAAGUUAUGGGCUGAAGAAUACAUCUAAAUCGCAAGGUUCAGCUGCACUCAAGCAAGGUCUUUUCAGUCCCGGGUGGAAUGUCCUCCGGGGACUUUUGUCCCGGGGCGACGGCGGUGCAGACGUCAAACAGCAGACGCUAGAGGACAUCGCUAGGAGAAUACAGGAGAAAAGCUUCAAUAGAAUAGUGGUUAUGGCCGGGGCUGGGAUCAGCACUCCGAGCGGCAUUCCAGAUUUCAGAUCCCCAGGGAGUGGUCUCUAUGACAACCUCCAGCGGUAUGACCUGCCUUAUGCAGAGGCCAUAUUCGAGAUCAACUACUUCCAUCACAACCCACUGCCGUUCUUCGCCCUGGCCAAGGAGCUCUAUCCAGGGAACUACCAGCCCAAUCUCACACACUAUUUUGUGCGCCUACUUCAAGACAAAGGUCAACUUCUCAGGAUGUACACACAGAAUAUCGACGGCUUGGAAAGAUUGGCCGGUAUCCCCUCUGAGAGGCUGGUGGAGGCCCACGGUACGUUUGCCACCGCCACAUGCACCGUCUGCAGGAGGACCUAUGAGGGCCAGGACCUUCGCUCAGAUGUGAUGAAGGGGACAGUCCCCAAGUGCCCCACAUGCAAAGGUGUGGUGAAGCCUGAUAUAGUAUUUUUUGGAGAGGAACUCCCAAAUAAUUUCUUCAAGUACAUCAGAGACUUCCCACUGGCCGACCUUCUCAUUAUUAUGGGAACAUCUCUGGAGGUGGAGCCCUUUGCAAGUCUAGCUGGAGCAGUGCGCAGCUCGGUUCCUCGCCUGCUCAUCAAUAGGGAUUCUGUCGGGCCCUUCACCUGGGGCUCGCUGCGGCCCACCGAUGUGACCCAGCUGGGGGAUGUGGUCACUGGGGUGGGGGCGCUGGCCCAGGCUAUCGGCUGGACUCAGGAGUUGGAAGCUCUUAUGGCACAGGGUGCUACAAAGGGUGAAUCCCAGACUGAAGAAUAGGAACAACUCGAGCACCAGGGGACUAGAACCAAUCGCUCAUGCUGGACUCCAACUCUGAGCCCAUUAGCUCAUGCCCUAAUAAAAUAUGCCCCACAUACCUCCACCUCCAAGAGAUUCCAAUGUACCUCUGGUACCGGGAGGCAAAAAGUAAUGUGUAUAAAGCAUGGCCCACAUACCUCCGUCGUUUUAAUAAAGACACCAGAGUACCUUGUCCUGGGGAUGUCCAUUACCGUAUGGAUACGUUAAUGUGAUUGAUGUAUAGCCAGAAGAGGGUUCAUUAUGGGAUACAGCUUACCGGGCUGGCCCAAAUCUCUCCCUGACUCACUGACCUCUUCUCUACUCUGGGAAACCCAUACUGGCCUGUGGCUUAAGGAACGCUCUCUGGCUGAUUGGGCUGUUCCUACUGCUAUACUACCCAGAGAGAGCCAGCAGCCUAAAGACACCACACACUAAAUCCAAGGGUGUGUUUUUGACCCAUGUGCUCCUUCACCCCACUAUUUGUGUGUGUAUUUUUAGAACGCUGCUGCUGCUGCUAUUAAUGAGAGUGCAGGUCCCUCAGCUGGCCUCAAACAGCCGUCAGGGGGGGAAAGACGUUCAAUCAAUGUGGACUUGAUUGGUAGACUUUCCUUGCCAUUUUAUUCUUGCAAAUGUCUACACUUCCGGAUGCCGUUAAAUGUAUCACUCAGUUUAUAUCAUUAUUUUGGGAAGAAUGAAAAGUGGCUAUUAAUCUAUAUAUAUAUAUUUCAAUGUAUUUCCAGGCCUUUUAAUUUAGCUGACUUACAACUUUACUACUGCUAGUUUGACACUAUAGAAUGAUUUUAAAAAAUCGAUACAUAAUCUAAUAGAUUUUCUAUGAAUGCCUGUGGUUGCCUUGGUUGUAUGUAGUUCCAGUGUUCUGCACCGAUGGCCACAUUUGAAAUGAGAGACCCUGCCCUUUAGUGUGUUGUAUUUAUCUGUCAUUCGAUUGAACAAUUAUGAACCUUAAACAGAAUCAACUAAUCAAAUCAACUGCUGCUUGAUUAAAGUCUCAGUCUUGUCUUCGGUUAACACAGUUUGCGGGUCUACUGAGUCCCAAUGGCAAUGCAAGCAAUAUUAUGUUCAUGUUUGCAAGAAUUUCCAUUGCCCUCCUCCCCAGUAUUUCUUAAGGAGGUCUACCAACUGUGCUACCAACUGUGAAAAGUACUUAAACAUACUUGAUUUAAUACAGUCAAUUUAUCUCAAUGAUGGUUCCAUAAAAUAUAAAUCCAUUUCAAGUUCAAUCGAAUAUAUUCAUUACAUAUCUGCCUCGUGGGAGGUGUCCUUGCACAUCAAAUAGCUAAUGCUAAAAACACCAGACAGCCCGCCCGGCCCGAGCCCCAUAAAUCCCAUUGGCUGUAAGAGGCUUAUCAAAUUCCUGCCAUUUUAGUUAGGCCAAUCGAACAUUAGUGACACUUAGUUAACGCUUGAAAAGAUGUGGAUCUUUAAUAGAAAGCUUUCCACAUAAAACGUGGAUAUGGCAUACAUUAUAGGCACUGUCAGUAACCCAACAGUUCUUAGCAGGCAAGGUACUGUAAUAUCACAAAAUGUAUACACGCAACUCAUUAGCUUACAAACACACAGACCCAGACUUGUAGGAUGAUCACAGACAUCUGUAAACCACUAGCACAGGAUUUUGGCCGCAGUUACAAUUGUCAUUUCAGCUCUGCGUUCUGCAUUCAAGCUCUCUGGGUCGGAACUGUGUUUCGGAUCUCCUGAGAAACAGCAAGACGUAUGACAGGAGUUGUUCUUUUUUCGUGUUGCAAGUGAUCCUUUGGGCAAAGACACAAACAUAAAAUGACACGAAACACUGUAGCCAUUGAUUAUAGUCUGUGAAACGCUGUCUGUCUGUAGGAAGGAGCGGCUGUGCGGAGCUGAUUAUUGACAGGCAGGCUUAUUAAUCGUAUUACAGGGAGUGGGUCAGGUCACCCGUGUCGUGGGGAGGCAACAUGGUGUCACAUGAUGGUACUUGGAGGUCCAGAGAGAGUAAAUGGGAUAUAUGUAGGUCAUUUGUGAUGUAUGUCCCCUUACUGUUAUGAUAUUACUAAAGGCUCUAGGUGUAGGCCUAUGACUGGCCAGCGCUGUUUUGACGCACAAUAUCUACACUUUUACAUUGAACUACAUGUUAAAACUUGCUUAGGAGAGAGCAGACGAUUUCAAUCAGUUAGUGGGCAGCCACUCAUUAGCCUAAGUGGCUUUCACCUCCGACCCCAAUUAGGAGAAUAUGCCAAUGACCUAGGAAGAACUGAUAGGGGUUUGCAAGUCAUUUUAAGUAUUCAUGUACGGGUUUUCAGGAGUGACUACCAUCCACACUUACGACAGUGUAGCCGCCCAAAAUGUUAGCUUAAUGCAACUUUUGUGAAUCCAGAUUGGUGCAUAAGUCACGUUGAAGCAACAAGUGUAACUGUAGCCUUCGAGACUUUAUCAAUCCGAAGUUACCUUGCCUUUACAUGCAAAUGUACUUUACAUAGGACAUAAUAUAAUCUACUGUAUGCUGUUUUGGCCCAUUGAUUUGCAUUAAGUAUUAAAUAUCCAAGACCUUCAACGUAUAAUAAAACUGAAUGGUAGACAUUGUCCUUUAUGACAAUUACGAGGCCAAAAGUGGGUCCAUUAUUCUACCCUUAAAGCCAGUACAGGGCUGGUACAUUCACAAGCAGACUUAACACCAGAACAAAUGCACACUGCUGUUGUUCUCUACAACAACAUUAUGAAAAUGAACAUAUUGCAGUAAUACAAUCUAGUACAAAGAUUUCUAUAACACAUAUAACACUUAUUUAAUUAUUGUGUACGUGUGCGUGUGUGGGAGAUUGAGUUUGUGUAUGUGUGUGUUUGUGUGUGUUAUAUCUUAGAGGACUUAAAUAUAUUACUCAAAUUUAAGGCAUAUAACUACAAUAUACAAUUGAAUACAUGCAUUUUUAAAUAUAUAUAUGUAGAUAUACAUAUAUAUCAUACAUUAUAUGUAUUAUAAAAUUGAAUAUGCAUUGCAAGAACCGCGUAAUUCUAGUUUCUUCCACCCAGGGACGAAGCUAAAUGUAAACAUUACAGAAUACACUUCAAGAAUAUUCAGAACUGAGAAACAUUACAGAUAGACCCCUAAAGACUUUCCUUUCUUGGCCGAUGUUUCACGGGGCAGCUUCGGCUAAGCCCUUUCCAACGCCUUCGCAAGAGAUCCGACAUGCCUUGGGCCCUCCAAGGGCACAGAUCCUACACCACCAUAUAUCCACCGUUAACCAACCACAGGGUCCAUUCAAGCAUCAAAUCAUAAAUCCCAGCCGUGGUGGUCGACGGACAUAAUCGCGGGGCGUGGGUCAUCAGCAUCCCUGCAAACUUUCCAUCAGCCACGGAAGAGGGAGAUCUUAUGGCAGCAAAAGCCAUGCAGGAACUUCUUAAAGAACUUCCUGAACUCGGUGUUGAAGAUGGUGUAGAUGAUGGGGUUGAGCGCGCUGUUCACGUAGCCCAGCCACGUGACGAUGUCCAUCAGACUAGCGGGAAUGUCACACGUAGAGCAUAUGGCACGGGUCGUGUGCACCACAAAGAAGGGAGUCCAGCAGAAGAGGAAGCAGCCUGCAUGGGGACAUUAAGAGAGCAAAGGAAGGUCGUAAGUCUACAGUGGUCAUCUGGAUUUCCUCGCCGGGGACAUUUUCGAGCUGAAAAGUGAAAAUAGAUCAAUAAACAAAUACUGUGGACAACAACAGAAUAAUGUGUGUGAAAAACAACCAAAUCACAUCCCUCUUUGAAUAAAAGGUUGAAUCUUUUACA
This is a messenger RNA of Gadus chalcogrammus (walleye pollock), 5147 nucleotides long. RefSeq names its product sirtuin 3 (gene sirt3). Gene Ontology annotation, molecular function: NAD+ binding. The transcript has 8 exons. The coding region runs from base 279 to 1373 and encodes 364 amino acids. The record is from RefSeq and is a predicted model, not a curated record. Lineage: Eukaryota; Metazoa; Chordata; Actinopteri; Gadiformes; Gadidae.